This is a messenger RNA of Rotaria sordida, 1287 nucleotides long. The record is from the annotation of a GenBank genome assembly. Lineage: Eukaryota; Metazoa; Rotifera; Eurotatoria; Philodinida; Philodinidae.
GUUAUUGGUUUUCGUCGUUAUCCAACUUUAGCUGCUAUUCACAUCGAUACACCAUUCAGUUUGAUCUGUGCUUCUUUGUAUACAUGGCUAGAUUUCAGCAUCACUAUUGUAGAUACUGGUUUUUGUCGUAAUGAUUUUUAUUCAACGGAUAAAAAUUAUAACAGUACGAGCAAUACUUCAACUAUCAGAUAUUUGAAAUAUUAUGGUACGGGAUCGAAAUUAUUGUUCUUUCAGCUUCUUAUGGACAUUCCUCGUUAUCUGUUUUUGUCCUAUAUUACUGUCAAAUUAUUUACACUACUUAUCAAACGAAUUCGAUACAGAAAAAUCGUAGAUAAACGAUUGUCACGCGAACAACAGAAUCUUCUUUCUUCUUCACUACCAAAUUCAGUUGAAUCAUGUUAUGUGAAAAAUCUGUUGGAAAUGAAUAGUACAAAUAAGUCUACGAAUUGCUUUGCAAAGACUUUUGGAUUUAUCUAUACAUGGCGCGAUGAUUUUCGAUUUUCAUCACGUGUAAUCUCUGUUUAUGCAGCAAUUUCAUUGUUACUUUUCUUUAUUACUGUACAAGCAUUGGUCCGAAUUCCUCCAAGACUCGUCGAACUUCGUCCACAUAUUCAAACGGGAGUUGAUGUACUUGUCGCAAUAUAUUUAAGAAUUGAUCCAAAUUUACAAACUGACAAAGAUCAAUCCUCGAAUUUUCGUCUACCUAACUUUGAUCGACCUCGAUAUGUAUUUUUACAACAUAAAAUCAAUAUUUUAUCACUUAACAAUCGACGUGUAUUUAUGAUUUUCUUAUAUUUCAAUAUUUUUCUCGAUGCUUUUCUUGGUUUAUUGGCUGCAUUUAUUCGUUUACUCAAAAGUACUAUUGGUGGAAUUGUAUACAUGUGUCGACUUGAUUAUUCACCACUUGGUCGAAAACUGGAAACCAGUGAUUCAGGUUUUAGUGCCUAUUGUGGAUUUAUUCAUGUAGAAUGUGCUCAUCGCCAUCCUGUGCUUUUGUGUUUUAUCAGUCAUCUUCUUCGAGAUCAUCUUUACAAACAAUCAUUCAAACAUUGGUCGAAAGCACGACGUAAAUGGGCAUUGGCAAUUUUUCUUGUGAAUAAUCCCAAACUAGUUAAUCGACGAAAACAAUUUCUGAAUCGAUCAACAAAAAAUGAAGUGAAAAUUACUUUGAUUGAAAGAAAAAAUGGGAAUAAAACAGAUAUAACAUCAUUAUCCACCGUAAGUCAUCGAUCAAGUAUUGGUCUUCAGUUAGCACUGGAUGAUUUAUCGGUGCGAGAACAAUUCUAA